This is a messenger RNA of Pecten maximus, 6561 nucleotides long. RefSeq names its product contactin-like. Gene Ontology annotation, biological process: cell-cell adhesion. The coding region runs from base 272 to 4003 and encodes 1243 amino acids. Gene Ontology annotation, molecular function: protein binding. The transcript is spliced from 25 exons. The record is from RefSeq and is a predicted model, not a curated record. NCBI's taxonomy places the organism in Eukaryota, Metazoa, Mollusca, Bivalvia, Pectinida, Pectinidae.
GCUAUCGCCGGACCGUAUCGUCAACAAGCCAGUAAACCGUGAACAGGUAUCCUAGUUGUAUUUUGAGACUGAUCAGAUAAACUAGCAUCCGACUGAAGACAGCCACUUUUGUCAUAUGAGACUUUAUAUAUGCUCGUGUAUAAAGGGAAGGAGAGUUUGAAGGGCAUUCAUUGUUAAAGUGUGGCGAUUAUAAACCUUAGGAAUAAAUAUAGCGAUCCAUGGAUGGUAGACACUGCAAAUACAGGUGAAAAUUAAAGGUGAGACGAGGAACAUGUUACCUGUGUACCUGCUGACCCUGCUGCUGACUGGGACAGACGCGGCCACUCUGUUUGACUGUCCGAGUGAUUGGCUUAACAAUGAAUUCACUUGUUACAAGUUUUUGUUUGACCCUAAGGCCUCCUAUGAAGAAGCUCGUGCAUCAUGUGCUAUAAUGGGGUCUUCCCUACUGUCUGUGGGCAGUCUCGGUGAACACAAUUUUAUCAACAAUUGGCUACAGCGUAAUGAUUUUUACAGAAAUGUGUGGUAUACGAGUGGAUUACAGGAAACAGGCAGUACCAAUACCUACAGGUGGGCCAGCGAUAGCUCAUUGAUCUCCUCAGAUCUGCAGUUCUGGCUCCCCAACCAGGACAACGUUCAGGGCGAAGUCAUCAUCUACAAAUUUGAUGGUGCUAAUUACGGAUGGAGUAAGUCGGCUAAGGAUGUGAUGCGGUCGUAUGUCUGUGAGAUUAGCCAGGAGGAGGCCUAUAGAUUGGUGCAAGAGAAACGAGACUUUGAAUAUGGCCAAGUGGUGUCUAAUCUAGAUGACAUCAUGUUUGGACCACAGAUGACACUUCAGCCACAGAGUGUUAUCGUGGUUUCCCGGGCAACCAAGGCUAUCCUGGAAUGUCGUGCCAUUGGCAACCCUCGUCCUGAUUUUACCUGGUACAAGGCUGUCAAUGGCUCAGAGUUGAAGAUUACCUCCAAAGAUGAUGAUCGUUUUACACUGACCAAUGGAAAGUUGACAAUCCAGAAUCCUAACGAAGAUGUGGAUGCUAAUGACCGUUACCAGUGUAUAAUAGAGAACAAAUAUGGCAAGAUCUUUAGUGAUCCUGUGUCCCUGGCAUUUGGCUUCUUGGGAGACUUUUCUAAUGUACAGGAUGCCCCUGUGUAUGCCUUUGCUUAUGAUGGAGCUGUGAUCAAGUGUAGCAACAUUAAAUACAAACCAGCUGCAGUAUUUAACUGGCAGAGAGGGGAGAAGCGAGAAUAUAUCUUCGCCUCCACCACACCCUAUACCUUCAUCUCGAGUAACGGUCAGCUCUACUUCUCUGAGGUGACCAGAGUGGACGAGGGAGACUACUACUGCCAAAUCACACUGACCGCUCUGUCUGGAACCGCUCUAGGGACAUCGCAGGCUCCGAGUAAAACCAGUCUUGUCAUCACUCUUAGUAUUAUAGAUCAAGCUGCCAAAACUGACUGGGGACCUGUCAUCCAGGAUGAUUUCAUAGCUGUGUUCCCACAGCCUCCUCUGAAGGGCCAGGAUGUUCGAUUGGAGUGCUUCGCUUAUGGAUCGGCCCAGAACUACAUUGAUAUGUGGCACUACAGCUGGAGUAGAGAAGGCCAGCCGAUGCCAGAGACAGCUAAGUACGAGAACUUCCACCGUAUUCUGAUCAUCAUGAACGCUCGUUUAGAGGAUCAGGGCAACUACACUUGUUUGGUUCGUCGUGGCAAUAAGGCAGCUGACAGUAAAACACUCUAUCUUAGACUGGAGGCGAAGCCUUAUUUCAUUCUGGGACUACAGAAUCAACACGUUGAUGUUGGUGGUCAGUUGACAUGGCGCUGUGAGGCUAAUGGCUAUCCUUCUCCUGUGUACCAGUGGUAUAAAAAUGGCAUCCCACUGACCAAUUCGGACGAUGGACAGAUGACCAUCACUGGAAACAAUCUGGUUAUUCGGUCCUUAGACAGGAAUCAACACGAUGGCAUGUACCAGUGCAGCGCCACCAAUGUCCAUGGAACCAGUUUUAGUUCUGCACAACUUCGAGUUCUGGGUUUUCCUCCAACAUUUGCCAAGUAUCCGAUGAUAGAUGAAUUCAUUGGAGCAUUAAACGGCAACCUGACAGUUGUAUGUCGACCCGAGGCUGCUCCCAAGGCAACCAUCACAUGGCUCAAGAACGGCGGCAACAUGAACCUACGGGUUUCUUCGUCAGAGACGGGGGACCGUUUGAGAGUCCUACCAAACGGAUAUCUCUACAUGACACAGCUAAACUAUGGUGACAACGGCUUGUACACGUGUGUGGCGGAAAACUCCCUGGGAAAAGCAACUAGUUCAGGCCGACUUACCAUUAAACAGGGUACUGUGAUAUCCCGCGGCCCACCACCAACUACCAAAGUUGUGAUGAACGAAACAGCAUUCCUCCCGUGUGAGGCCUCGUUUGAUGUUAACCUUGACCUUGUGUACGUGUGGAAGUUCAACGGCCACAACAUAGAUCCGGAGGAGACUUCCCAUUACAAAACCGCAAUGACUCCAAACCUAAAGGGCUUGUAUAUUCAGAGUGUACUCUUCAAACACCAGGGACAGUAUGAGUGUGUUGCUAAAACUCCACUCAACCAGGAUACAUCUUUAGGCUUUUUGGAGGUUCUUGGACCCCCUGGAGAACCUGCCGGAGUGUUUGGAGAUUCCAAGACCGUGACCUCCUACUCCAUUCGCUUACACUGGUUUCCAGGCCACGAGAAUGGACGCUCCAUUAACUUCUACCUCAUCCAGUCGGAGAUGGAGUAUGAUCCGGGAGUGUGGAGAAAUGAGGUCCAGAAUAUCCCCGACAUAGAGACCAUUGUUCCCACCACUGAAGACAAUGACAUGCAUAGUUAUGUGGUGACGGGCCUACGCCCUGGCAAUGGGUAUCGCUUCCGUGUCCAGGCGGUCAACGCCUUUGGGUAUGGAGAGUUCAGCAUUCCUUCUGAUGUCUACCAGACUAACCCAGCCCCACCGUCUGUCGCACCGUCCAACAUCCGCGGGGGAGGAGGCAGUGUGGGGGAUCUCACAAUGAGAUGGGAUAAACUACAUCGUAUAGACCACGGCGGACCAGGCAUAGGUUACUUCCUGUACUGGAGACUGUACGACCCCAAUCCUCUCCAAGAUGGCGUCAAGUUCAACCAUAAACAAAUAACAGACUACACAAUUGAAGAAUAUGUAAUGUUGGUUGGGGAAAACAACUUCUAUCUCCAGUACGAAGUAAAAAUACAGGCCUACAAUAACUACGGCAGGGGACCUAAUUCUACUGUGGUCCUUGUGUAUUCUGCUGAGGGCAUGCCGGUCGCAGCACCCCAAGGUAUGUACUGUGAUGGCUACAAUGCCACGGCCAUGACAGUCACAUGGCAAACCGUACCAGACACCAGGGAGACCAUGAAAGGGCGAGUCCGAGGCUACCAGGUAAACUACUGGUUCAGCGAGGAUACCGACCCCGUAUACAAACUCUACAUCCGUUACCCAGGCCAAGUGGACGAGGUCGUAGUCAUUGGGCUGUGGGAUGACUCAAACUUCUGGUUUGAAGUCCAGGUCUACAACACCGCAGGGCUUGGACCUCUUAGUGAAAAGUUCAUUCAGGAAACCCUCCAUCUUGCUCCCCAAUUGUACCCACAGGAAGUGCAUGUAUACUCCCACGGAGCAAACAGCGUUCGGUUGACAUGGCGAGGGGUCAGCACAGCUGUAGAAGAAGCUGUACUUUUGGGAUAUUAUAUUUACCUAUGGCCGGCCAAUGAACACUACCGGACAGCCGAGAUGAUUGAGACGGAGAAGUUUGAUGUGGAAUUCGUCCUCAAUGAUAUAGAAAAGGGCAAAGUGUAUGCUGUGCGUGUCGCUGGCUUCAGUGAUGGAGGAGAGGGCAAAAAGUCCCCAACACUUUAUUUCACUUUGGGUGGUCAAGUCCCCAUUGACCCCACGGUGUCCGAGAUCCGAGCAGGUGCCCCUUCCACAAGCUGUUCCGUUAUCCUCCUGCUGGCUGUAUCCCUUCUACUAUUGUUCCUGUGAGAUAGCUGUUCUGUUUACCUCUUUUCUAUAUUCAUUGUGAAGAUUAAUGUAAAAGAAAUGAUGUUUAAUUAUUCUCCUGUUGGAAAUCUUAUUUGACCAAUUAUGAUGCAGAAAACAAUUAAAAAUUACAUUUGGACUGGCACUUUGAACAAUGGGGUAACUGUCUUCAUAUCUGCAGUCAAAAAUGCAUUUAACAUAAGAGUCACUGAUAUAUGUAUGAUUAAAAUUUGCUGGCUUAAAGAGACUUUUUGUAAUCCAAACCUUCAAGGUCAUCUAGGAAAUGGGUUUAAUUCUUCAAACUGAUUUAGUAUAUAAAAGAAAAGAUUUCUACAGAAAGUUUUAUAUAGGAACAAGAAUGAGUUUUUAUUUGCUGGGGAAGUUUAUACAAUUAGGCAGAUAUAUAAUCUGUGUUAAUGUUGAUAAAAUAAUAACUGUGAUAUUCAGUUAAUUGGGAAAAUAUUGACUGCAUGCUGCUACACAGACAAAACUUUGGAAAUGAAAUCUACAACAAAUGUUUUAGACACAUUUUAUGUUUAAACAUUAGAAAUUAAUAUAAAUCAGUCAUUUCAAUGACUUUUUUUUUUUUUUUAAAUUGUACAUAUAUUUGUAUAUAGUAAUGUUUAUAGUGAGAGCUUCCAGCUACCAGAAAACUACUGUAUAUAUGUAAAUUUUACAAAAUACUCGGCUAUUGAUAAGAGCAACAUAAAGUUGCAAUUGAAUUAAGCUACCAGAAUUGUUCUCAUACCUCUGCCAGUAAUAUUCCUUGGCUAAGUUUUAAUCUUUCGAUCUGUCACUUACUUUUACAUAAUAUUUUGGUGCUAAUUUCACUUGACAUUUUAUCCUCGUGCAAAGGUGAAAACUCACAAAAUUUAAAAUGUUCUGUUUUAUCAUUAUUUCUACUGAUGAAAUAAAUAUCUAAAUUAAGUAAUGGGAAAACCUUUAAAGCUACGAUGAAGUUAAUAAUUAACUUAAAUUAGGUGCAAGUAAAAAAAAAACCUUUAGUCAGCCGACAAAAUCGGGUUGAUCUUGGUUGAGGCCUGCUGAGAUUCUUUAGCUUAAUUGAAACCCAUCAAUGUGUUAGCCUUAGUUUGGACUUUACAGAACUUCAGUCUCAGAAACUGAGGCGAUGAUGGCUGGACCAAAUCUACUCCUAUACGUAUAAGAGGUCUUAGUCCGCCUGAUUGCAUUGGCGAAUCUGCGACGCCUGUCAAAAGUUUCUCGCCGUGUUGAACCUCUAACAUUGUUGGAGUAGACCAAAUCCUGCUCAAUUGCAGGAAAUUGAUUUUAUAAAUCUAUAUAUACUUAUACACAUGCUGGUCAUGGUUGAUUGACCAAGGGAUGGGGAUGGCGGUAGGGAGUCAGGGUCGGGUUGGGAUAGGGUUGGGUAUGCGAUAUCACUAAAAUAAGUUCCUUAAAAAUUACAUUCUAGAAUGGAGGUAACUUUGUUUUAUAAGUUAUCAACGGCUUAGGUUAGGAGUUAAUUGCUAACCAAUGAGAUGUCGGUCUUGCUGUCUAUUCCCAUGGUAGAUAUUUUACUUUUUAAGAAUUAAAUAAAUUUUUAUGGAUUUUUUUAUAUUUAUAUUGUCAUUCCUUUAUAUUAUUUUAUGGAAAUUUAAAAGAUAGUUUGUGAAUCAAAUUAAGAGCUGUAGACCAUCUUACAAUUUUAAACUUUUGUGAUUUAAAAAAUCUAUACAUGUAUAUACUGGCAUUUAUUUUUUAAAUUCAUUCAUUUGAUGAAAAGCAUUUUAAUUCUCCAAAGCUACUUUCUGAAUGUUUUAAUAUAGAAAUGUUGUUUUUAAAUAUAUAGAUUUUUUAACCUUUUUGUGAAAAAUUGAUUUUAAGACAAUAGAUAAUGGAGUGUAAAAUAUUAAUUUGGUAGAUGUUUAUAGUGGAAGCAUAUUUAAACAUUUUUGGGAUCUUAAGUUUAUGUGCUAUAUUUUGUAGAUGAGAAAAAUCCACAACAAGAAUGUAAGACUUAAAUAGGGUGAGGAAUUUAGGUCAACAUGUCAAUUAUUUUUACAAGUCAUAAAACUAAUGUCCAUAUACAGUACAGGAGUUUAAUGUCACAUGAUAUUACAUUCAUCCAGUUCAUUUAAAUCAUGUUUACAUGCAUUGAUUUCUUUGAAGUGUGCUUUAGUCAUUUGGAUACUUUCAAAAUAUGUCAUAUAUAUGCAAUAUAUAUAGUUAUCUGGAUUAUUGAGUGCCAUUUAUAUGUUAGAAGUUCUACAGUCGAUUGGAGGAGUUGAGAGUUUUUGAGGAUAAAAAUUUCUUGAAAUUGUCUUCUUUACUCGGGGUAGUAUACACUUUAAUUUUUAUUUUUUUUUUAAGAGUUUGUAUUCACACAAUGAUGCAGAUGAAUGUAUUAUUGCUGUUCUUAUUGUUUUUGUCUGUUGACAGUAAACAACAAUGUAGGAAAACUAAAGUGUUGACUGAUGAAAAAGUAUUAACAUCAAUAAGAAUGAUUUUCAUCCCUGACAUUUUGUACAUCCAUCAAUCGUCACAUCAUUUUACUGUUAUGUCUUAACAAACCAAAUAAAUCCUUCUUUUUAUACAAAAUA